Messenger RNA from Mus caroli (Ryukyu mouse), 2269 nucleotides. The record is from RefSeq and is a predicted model, not a curated record. Lineage: Eukaryota; Metazoa; Chordata; Mammalia; Rodentia; Muridae.
GCUGCCUGCUCUGACCAGGGCCCUUCUGGAAUACCUAGUUCUCACCCCUCUGAAAGACAUGGUUACUUAGCAACCAAAGCGUGUGGCAGCACUGCCUGAAUAGGCAGCUUAGAUCUACAGGAGAGCCUAGUGCCACUCUUGCCUAACAUCUUAGGAGUGGCUGUCCAAGGAGCCAUGGAGAGCUGCAGAACCUUUGCUCGCACAAGGUCCAGGGGAGUGGCCUAGGGAGGAAGUGAAGGGGCUGAUGGGCUCACCCUACCCUUAUGACAUUCUGGGGACAGAGAAGGAUGGGGUGCUGCCAAGAGUUGUAUGAGAGGCAGCUGCAUAAUGGCAAGGCCAGGGAUGCUUAUUUCGGUUGUGUCGAUACCCCCAGCAGCAGGUGGCCCAAGACAUGAGCCCUCCCCUGGGCCCCCACCACCCUUGCUGCCCAAACCAGGAAAGGACAACCAGAGACUUCAGAAGCUACUGAGAAAGGCUGCUCGGAAGAAGAUGGUGGGCGUGACCCCCACCCCACCUGGGGCCUUCCGUACCUCCCUGUCCCCUCCUUCCCCAGCAAAGGUCUCUGGCUACUCAUUUCAAGGCACCUUCUAGUCUUGAAGCUCCAGCCCCAGAAACUGCCUGCCCCCGCAGUGGCUUUGCCCAUGUAUCUGCUCCUACAGUGGGUGGUACCCACAUCACUCAAGUGCAUAUUCGGCUGUCACCAUCCUCACAUACUGGGACUUCUGAGUCCCCCAGAAUGGCCCUGGAUGGAGAUAAAAGCCUGUGUACUUCUAGCACCCAGUCUCUCAUCCCAGUUGCUCAUAUUCGGCCACUGCCUGCUGGGGUACAGACAGUUAGUCCUGGGCCCGAGGAGCCCUCUAUAACAAGGCCACCACCUAGCUUUCAGGCCUCAGUGAACAGAGAAAGUGGCGCUAGGGUGGUGGUGCCCAUAGCCCCUACAUACCGUUCACCUGGACCCUCACCUUAUAGCCCACCUCCUGCAGCUCCUGAAGCAAAACAUCUAGAGGAGCCGCCCACAGCCAGGCCUGCCAUGGAGCCCAGGAAUGUCUCUAGCCUCCCCAGAGCCUCAGGCCCCUCAGACCUCCACCCAUGCCCUGUUCCCAAAGUUGCACCUAAGCCCUCCUUUAGUGGCUGGACACGGCUAAAGAAGCAGCUGAUGGAGGAGGCAAAGGAGCCUGUGUUUCCAGAGCUGAAACCGAACCUGGAGCCAACACAACCAGAGGUGCCAGCCCCUGUGGUGGGCCCGCAGGCCCCUGCUUCCCGAGCAUCCAGGAUGUGGGAUGCAGUGCUGUACCGCAUGUCACUGGCUGAGUCCCAUAGAGACCGCCCUGUGGGGCCUGGAGAUAGGGGCCACCCUCUGGCCUGCCUCAACCGCCUGCCAUUUCUAUGCCGACCUCGUUUCAAUGCACGGAAGCUACAGGAGGUGGUCCGGCCCCCUCCUACCUUCCACCCCAUUCUGGAGCUGCAUUCUCAGCCCAAGAAUUUCAACCGGACAGCAGAAGGUUGGAGACUCCAGUAACAAAGCCAGAGUGGCCUCUGGGACUCUGGACUCUGGUGGACAGAGACUGGCUGAGGCUGAGCAUACAGAGCAGAGAGACUUAGCCCUCUCAAGUGAACAGGAUGGGUCAGCAGGGUAUAUGACCUUGGUAGCUGAGUGCUAGCUGCUAAGAGGAGCCUAUUGGACAGAUACAGAUCAGUUGGUGGGAAGAGAUAUGGCAAAGUGAGAGAAGUGAAUGAAGCUGAGAGCAUGUGGCUGGAGGUGGUUUGGGGUUGUGGAGAGUGUGCAUUGGAGAAUGUUCAUGGAUGGUGGGAGCCUGGCUUCAGGUCUAGGAACUGUGGGGGGGGGGCUCUAGUUCCAGAGAAAGAGGGCUUGGAUGAGGAGUAUUCAGAGGCACAUAGGACUGGGCAAUUGAGAAAGAAUUUUCUGUGGUUCCAUAGGUAUCCCUUCUGGUUUCCUGACAGCAAGGGCUUACUGAUUAAGACUGCACCAAAUGCAUGGUGUAGUGAAAAAAUCACAGCCAAGUUUCAACAGUUGGGUAAGGGUAGGUCAAGCUAGAGGGCUACAGAGAGGCAGGAUCAAGGAUUAGAGAAACUCCUAAGAUCUGCCAGACUCUCAACAGCUGUGAGAGGAGGGAUCCAGAAGAGCCAGGUGUGGCUUCCCCUUACAGCCACCAUAACAAGACUCAGCAAGGACUGAGCUGGUAGCCCCACCUGGGAUGUGAUGGGUAUUGUGGUUGUAGAUGGAGCCAUCCAAUAAAUGUAUGUAUAC